CUGCUUAAAUAUCCCUCUUAUUUUGAAUAGGACUUGCCUAAUUUGGCCUUGUAUGAUUUGAAUCGAUACCUUUAGGGACUAAUAAAGAACGUUCUUUUGUUUUGUUUUCUGUAGUGCUCUACCACCGUUUUGCAGAAAGAAUGGAGUAUUGAAGUGUUCCCACGCAGGUAAGAAUGACAAAAAGUAGUACAUGUUCAAGGUCAUGUACGCGGCCAUGGGAGAAACAUGAAAAGGAGGAACGCCGGUCUCCACUUAACGAAUACGCGAGGCGUCUUCCUUACGCAUGGCCAACAUGGCCCCGACGACGAACCGCCUUUCACCUCCGUAAAAAAAAAAAAAAAAAAAAAAAAACGAAAGGUUUGCCAUUUCGUCGUUCCGUCCUCGCCGAAGAUACCCACAUUCUGUGGGUCACGUGGUCUUGACGUGGUUAGUGGGAGUCGGUCAGUGACAGGAGUGGCCGCUGUGGCUGCGCAGCCCUUUAUAAAUCCCCUUGGUCCUGACACAGGGUUCCAGUGUUGAUCCAGGAGCUGAGGCAGGGAAGCAGGAAGUUUAUCUGGGUCAGUAGCACCAUGCUGGGCAGCGGUCGCCACCUUCCACUCCUCCUCUGGGUCACUGUGAUGGUGGUCAGCGUGCUGGGACACGCUGGCGACCUCAAGUCAAGGUCUCUGACCGGUUUUGCUUUGGCGGAAGAACGACAGCUGAUCAACGACCUACAAGGGGUUUUGGAGAGAUUGAAAAACAAGCGCUUUCUGCCUCACGCGAAGAAACACAGCCUGUUGCCCAUGUGUGACGCAGGAGAGCAGUGUGCGCUGAGGAAAGGAGCCCGGAUCGGGAAGCUGUGUGACUGUCAACAGCCGAGAGCCUGCAGCUCCUUCAUGCUGCGCUGCCUGUGACGGGACCUGCCGUGUGGUUGAUUACCGUUGGCUUUUGCCACUUCAAAAUGGCCUCAAAACCUGGGAAUGGGCGAGGACUGGGGAUGGGUGUAACACCACCACGCCUGGAACUUAAUAGCGAUUAUCGUAUCCAUAUGUCCUUAAUGGCAGUUGCUAAAUG
This is a messenger RNA of Osmerus eperlanus (European smelt), 1053 nucleotides long. RefSeq names its product cocaine- and amphetamine-regulated transcript protein-like. Gene Ontology annotation, biological process: G protein-coupled receptor signaling pathway; negative regulation of appetite; adult feeding behavior. NCBI's taxonomy places the organism in Eukaryota, Metazoa, Chordata, Actinopteri, Osmeriformes, Osmeridae. The coding region runs from base 570 to 893 and encodes 107 amino acids. Gene Ontology annotation, molecular function: neuropeptide hormone activity. The transcript is spliced from 3 exons. The record is from RefSeq and is a predicted model, not a curated record.